CUUUAAAUUCGGAGAAAUUCAUCAGCUGGUUGAAGCUUUACGCAUGCCAACAACAUUCAUCACAACCAACCGGCUCAAACUGUCUUCAGUUGAUGCUUUGGCCAUGCUACUGAAACGGAUGUCGUAUCCUAAUCGCUUGGGUGACUUGGUGCUUUUCUUCGGACGAGAAGCAUCUGUUAUCUCGCGAUUCACAAAUGAAGUCUCGUUGUUUAUUCAUAAACGAUGGCAUAAUCUUCUACGGUGGGAUCACUGUCGGCUUACUGAAGAGGUUCUGCAGAGCUAUCACUGUGCCAUUUGGGACAAAGGUGGUAAACUAGACGGACCAAGUUCCAACCAGGAAUUGGUGUACAAUGGGUGGAAAGGGGUGCAUGCUUUGAAAUUUCAAAGUGUUGUUGCUCCAGACGGCUUGAUUUUGCAUCUUGAUGGGCCGUACCUUGGCAAACAUCACGAUGCUUGGAUUCUCCACGUUUCUGGGCUAUUGGGUGUACUGAAUGACCACCUGAGAUUUGGUGACAAAAGGUUCUGUGUGUAUGGUGAUCCAGCUUACCCGGUAACCGAACAUCUGAUUGGGCCUUUCAAGCCGCCACGUAAUCCGGAGGAACAAGAAUUCAAUAAAAUGAUGUCGGCAGUAAGAAUUGCUGUGGAAUGGGGAUUUGGGAUGAUAGCAUCCAAAUUUGCGUUCCUGGAUUUUGAGCGUAACCUCAAGAUGCUCUUACAGCCAGUAGCUCAGUAUUAUUUAGUCUGCGGGCUACUGCUAAAUGCUAUGACGUGUUUAAGAGGAAACCAGACGAGUAUGUUUUUUGAGCUCAAUCCACCCAACCUUGAUCAAUAUUUUACGGAUCAAGGUGCUCAGCAUGAGCCAGACUCUUGCUUUCAUUGUGAAACUUACAGCAAUGUAAGUGUUAAACGCAAACAACGGACAUAA
Synchytrium microbalum is the source of this 925-nucleotide messenger RNA. RefSeq lists its product as uncharacterized. The transcript has 3 exons. The record is from RefSeq and is a predicted model, not a curated record. Bases 44 to 925 code for a protein of 293 amino acids. Lineage: Eukaryota; Fungi; Chytridiomycota; Chytridiomycetes; Synchytriales; Synchytriaceae.